Suillus paluster is the source of this 801-nucleotide messenger RNA. RefSeq lists its product as uncharacterized. The record is from RefSeq and is a predicted model, not a curated record. The transcript is spliced from 4 exons. NCBI's taxonomy places the organism in Eukaryota, Fungi, Basidiomycota, Agaricomycetes, Boletales, Suillaceae. Bases 1 to 801 code for a protein of 266 amino acids.
AUGUAUACUGAGGACUCAAAGAAAUUUGACAUUGCGAAGUCAUUCAAGGAGCAGCUUGACAAGUUUAACAAGACUGGCGCUGGUGUCACUCCGCUCGAUGAAAACGCGGCUGUUAAUCUACACAAUGCUCGGCUUGCUCCCCCAGAUGCUCGGCUCACUAUCCCAGACACUUGGCUUGCUACCUUAGACGCUUGGCUUGCUCCCCUAGACCCUCAGCUCACUCCCCCUCUCCCUCAGCUUCCUCCCCCUCUCCCUCAGUUCCCUCUCCAAAGCCCACAUGCUGCCAGUGCUCAGCCUGACCCUGCAAGCACUUUGUACCCCCCCUUCCUCAUUACACCGGCACUGGGGGCAGUCCAAUCGCUGAUCUGGAUGGUGACCUCGACAUCGCUUUCUGUGAAGCCACAGAGUUCCGCUAGAUCAAAGAAGAAGAGGACCUCGGUGGCAGAUGUGGAGGAUCACCUUAGCAUGAUCAACGGUGAGAUCCAGAGUAUGCAUAGUGACAUGUCCGAGUGCCGGGAAUCAAAGAACAAACGCUACACCAUCAAGAUGGACUACCAGUCCCAGAAGAAGGAAUACCAGUGGUGCUGCGAGUCCCGUUCACACGAAGUCCUCCUCUCGGCCGCUAAUCAUCAACGUGAGCAGGAAGCCAAGGAUAAGGAGAUCCUCCGCCUUCAGGCUGCAACUGCCUUUCAGGAGAAGGAGGCUGAGAUCUGGUGUCUCAAGAUCCAGUAUGAGUCCAUGAAGCUCCGUGGUGUGGGUGGAGAUGUUGCUGGUCCCUCAUCCUCAUCACCGUCAAUUUGA